UUCCCUUGGAACUGAAAAAAUGCUUGUGGAUAAUAUCAUACUCUUCACAAUUUGAACGCCUGACGAUGAUGAUUAUCGAACCAACCAUGGCCGCCCGAUUCUCGGCCCCUGCCCUAUCUUAUAACCGUUCAAUGUGGAGCACAGAUGAUGUAAACGGGCUAGUCCAUGCUGCUUCCUCCCGUAUUGCUCGUGCCUGCUGUCUUGACACGCCAUGGGGUAGAAGUAAAAAAUCCAUUGGAACUCUCUUCACACGACGGGACAAACUUGUAAAGAAUAGAAUUCAAGCAUCAGCAGAGCGUUCAAGCUCAGCUGAGGGUCCUGUAGAGCCAAAUGGAAAGCCAUCUUACCAUCCAUUUGAGGAAAUUGCCGAUUCGGCAUUAGAGAAUAAUGGAGAUGCCAGGCUUACAACAGCAGAAACCGGUAGAACAAUCAUUGAGGUCAACAGUAAGGCAACACUGAUGUUCUCAAGCUUGAUCAAUGACGAAGCUCAUGAAAAUAUUAUUUGGCCUGAUAUGCCCUAUUUGACUGAUGAGCAUGGAAAUAUAUACUUUCAAGUGAAGAAUGGUGAAGAUAUUUUCCAAUCCCUAACUUCAGAAAAUAACUUCGUGCAAGUUAUUGUUGGUGUUGAUACCAUGGAAAUGAUCAGUGAAAUGGACUUAUCAGCUGCUUCAGAAAUUGACUUCGGGAUCGAAGAAUUUGAUAAUCAAGACAGUAGUGAUGUAGAGGACGAUGAUGAAGAGGAUGAAGAUGAAGAUGGGAAUGAUGAUUAUGAUUCGGAAUGGGUUGCAGUUUUUUCAGAUGAGGAUGGGCAAGACGAGGCUGAUGAAACACUGGAAGGCUGGGCGAAAUUGGGGACUAUGCAUUCUUAUUCUGAUCCAAUGUAUUUUGCCAAAAAGUUGGCAGAGAUUGCUUCAGGCGAUCCAAUUGAUUGGAUGGAACAGCCACCGGCUUGCCUAGCUAUCCAAGGUCUGUUAAGACCUGCCUUUAUUGAAGAACAAUCUGUCAUACAGAAGCAUUUGUCUACCAAUCUGUCCAGCAAUACUGACAUGAAUGAACCCAAAGAUAACAGUGGAAAAAAUCUUGGUGUGAUUAAUGGUCAAGUGCAUAAUCCACCGUCAUCCAGAGAUAAUGCAUCACAGUUGGAGAAUAAUGAUAUUCCUGCCAAUGCGAGUUCAUUUUUCAAACUGGAAAUGGUCAAGAUUCAGCUUUUUUCUGCCCAUGGACAUCCGGCUGACCUCGAAGUAGAACACUACAUGAAAGCUCAGCCUGACGCGAUUGCUCACUCAGCUUCUAAGAUCGUAUCUCGUCUGAAAGCUGAUGGAGAAAAGACCACACAAGCCUUGAAGUCUCUCUGUUGGAGAUGUAAGGGCAUACAAGUGGAGGAAGCACAACUUAUCUGUGUGGACUCCCUCGGAUUUGACCUACGGGUUUGCUCAGGAACUCAAGUUCAAACAUUGAGAUUCGUAUUUAAGAAAAGGGCCAUAUCCGAGUACAGUGCUGAGAGACAACUCAAUGAUUUACUCUUCCCCAGAGUCAGCAAAAAUGAAGCAAACGCAUCAAAACGAAAGUUAAAACCUUUUAUGUUACAGGUGAACUCUUGUGGAUUGUUGGACGCAUUUGGCCAAGUGAUUGUGUAUAGCAGGUAAAAGGUAAGGGAAAAGAAGCGAUGCGGAUGCUAUCACAAUUUGUAAUUUUUAUUGCACUUAAUGUUAAUCGAAAGGUAAUGCCUUUCGAUCAGUGCAUUUGUCUCCAUUGUGGACUUGUUUGUAUAUUCUUUUUCAUUCUUUUAUAUUCACAUGAUUCUGGCAUUCUAUUUUACCGAGAACAUGUUCAUUUUGCACAAA
Messenger RNA from Neltuma alba, 1844 nucleotides. RefSeq lists its product as uncharacterized. Lineage: Eukaryota; Viridiplantae; Streptophyta; Magnoliopsida; Fabales; Fabaceae. The transcript is spliced from 11 exons. The coding region runs from base 66 to 1646 and encodes 526 amino acids. The record is from RefSeq and is a predicted model, not a curated record.